This is a messenger RNA of Saprolegnia parasitica CBS 223.65, 2178 nucleotides long. RefSeq lists its product as hypothetical. Gene Ontology annotation, cellular component: plasma membrane. NCBI's taxonomy places the organism in Eukaryota, Oomycota, Saprolegniomycetes, Saprolegniales, Saprolegniaceae. The transcript has a single exon. The coding region runs from base 8 to 2062 and encodes 684 amino acids. Gene Ontology annotation, molecular function: oxidoreductase activity. The record is from RefSeq and is a predicted model, not a curated record.
ACUUGCCAUGCUCCUGCGCGCGCUUCUCGUUGCGAGCGUCGCCGCCGCGUCAUCAUCAGCGGCAUCCUCGUGCGAUGGCAUCGAGGCCAUGCACCGCAAUGUCCUCGGCGGUGCGCUCGCCGUGCAGGUCCGCGUCAACAACGCCUCCGUGUGCUUUCGCCUCUCCUACCACGGCGAUGGCGCCGACUGGAUCUCGCUCGGGCUCAGCAGCUCCCAGUACAUGGUCAACAACCCGCCCAACAACGCCGUCAUCUACGACGCCAAGAAGAACGUCGCGGAUGUGUAUGUGCUCCAAGGCUACAGCAACAACCACAUGGAGCGGCAAACCGCUCCGUCUUCCAUGACGAUUCGAUCCUCCUCAAUUGUCAAUGGCGAGCUCGCGGUCACAUACGAGCACAAGUUUGAUGCGGUUUCGCUUAAUGACGUGCCCAUCGACUUGGUCAACGGCAACAACAUCCUGCUCUGGGCCUACGGCAAAGGCUUUCCAUCGUACCACGACGACCAAGGCGCGCAGAGCAUCCACAUUGCCAUCCCGUCCGAUGACGACAAUCUUGCAUCCAACGGCUCCAAGGCGGCCCUUCAGAUGAGCGCGUCCUUGGCGGCGAUCCCAAUGGCAACCUACCAAAUCGUGCUCGGUGCGAUUGGGUUCUUUGUGUUGCUCGGCCUUGGGACCGCGCGCUCGACCGCGUCGCCGCUCUUGAAGCAAUCGCUGCUCGCCCCGCCCGCGCAUCGCUCGUCGUCGAUCGCCAACACGUUGCAUCAAGCACUCGCCGACCUCAGCGUGGGCCAAGCCACGCUUGUCGGCUUGUAUUCCGUGCUCAUCGGCGUCACGCUCAGUGUCGUGCUCCCGACCGUCCGGUCGCUCUCGGCUGGCCGCGCCGCGAGCGUCAUGCUUGGUCAUCUGAGCACGUUGCACUUGGCGUUUCUCUUGCUGCCGUCGGCGCGCGGCGCGCACUGGGGCUUUCUCUUUGGCGUCACGCACACGCGUCUUUUGACGUUCCACAAGUGGCUCGGGAGUCUCUUUCUUGUCUCGCUUCUCGGACACUUUGUCGUGAACGUCAUGACGCUCGACUGGAGUGUCUUGUCGUCCGUGCUGCCGUUUGGCGCGCAAAAGGUGCUGCCCGCGUACGGCCUGUACGCCGGCCUUGUCUUUAUGAUGAUGGGCCUCUUGUCGCUGCCAAUCGUGCGCCGAAGGACCUUUGAGCUCUUUUACUUUGCCCACCGAUUUGGGGCCAUCCUUGGGAUCGUGUUUGUGUGUCUGCACGCGACCGCGAUCUGGCAAGCGCUCGUCGCACCCCUCGGACUCUAUCUCGCGACGCUGGUGGCGAUUCGGGGCCGCGCAUUUUGGCAGCGGUUUCCUGCCCACGUGACGGCGACGACGUCAUCGACCGUGCUCCUCAAGCUGCCGUCGACCAAGCUCUCCAACGCGUGGCACCAAGACCUCGGACCGUGCGCGUACUUUUACCUCUGCGUUCCGAGCGUCUCGGUACUCGAGUGGCAUCCGUUCUCGGCCAUGACGUCAUCGCACACGGGCCACGUCGCGUUCUGCAUGAAAAGCCGAUCGCCGGGCAGCUUUACAGACCGCGUCCUCGAUCUCGCGCGCAAGGAAACGACGCUUAAUGUGCUUGUCGGCGGACCGUACGGCCGGCCGAGCGUCGAUCUCGCGCACUUCGACCGCGUGCUGCUGUUUGCGGGCGGCAUUGGCAUCACCCCCAUGGUGCACCUCAUCAAUAGCACGUUGCAGCAACACAGCAGCAUCGAUGGCCACCUCUGCUGGGUCGUGCGAGAACCAGAGACGCUGCUGAGCGUCGCACCCGUGCUCUUCCCGCUCCGCGUCGCAGCCGACCUCUUCGUGAGCGGCGCGACAGAAGACGGGCACGUCAAGACCGUCACGGGCGAGAUGGUCGGGUAUGUUGCCGGCCGGCCGGACGUUCGCGACGAGAUGAAGCGGUUCCAAGGGCGCGUGUGUGUGCUCGCGUGUGGUCCCGAAUCGUUCGUGCAUGACGUGCAGGUCGCCGCCCACCUCUACGGGUUUGACUUUCACAAAGAGCUCUUUUGCUAGCCUCGACGAUCCAUCUUCUCUUGAAAAUUGGAUACAAACAACAACAACACACAAUGAGUACAUAUUGCUUGGCAUUGGAGUAGGAAAAGAUUCGCUUCGUCUUCGUACUUAGGGGU